This is a messenger RNA of Klebsormidium nitens, 1470 nucleotides long. The record is from the annotation of a GenBank genome assembly. NCBI's taxonomy places the organism in Eukaryota, Viridiplantae, Streptophyta, Klebsormidiophyceae, Klebsormidiales, Klebsormidiaceae.
CUUGGAACUUCGGCGAAUGAUCCGCCUGGUAACUUAGUAAGGUCGCGCCAACUGGCCUGCGCGCCCUGCAGAAUGGCUCAAGAGCCAAACGGGGUGGGGGCGGAACGCCGUACCUGGGACCAGCGAUUGUUGCUCAAAGCUGAGAACUGCAAGCGCCCUACGUGCUAGCGCCAGAAGACGCAAUGGACACACAGGCCAUGGAAGUCUCGCCUGAGCGAGCAGAGCGCGUGAGGAGGGCAGAGUGCUUGCCCAGCCUAAGACGCUUCCACGUAAGGGCGCUCAGCAAACUGGUGGCAGAGUCAAAGGAGGACAUCCUGAGCCUGGCGCUGAUCGCGGACAAUCUCCGAAGAUUCCUGCCCCCGGGAGUUACUUUGGAAGAGGUGGUCGAAAGUCUGGAGAUGAGCGUGGAGGACGCCUGCUUGGCAGUGGAGUCGACAGAAGACAUGAUCAAUGACAAGAAGGUGGAGUAUGUUCUGAAGGCCGCAGCAGAGGGGAGGCUGGCCAUUGAAGAGCAGGUCGCAAUGUUCCGCAUGCUGCAGCGCAUCACCGUCCCACUUGAGAACCCAUGCAAAGGCAUGGACUUCACGCACCUUUUCUGCCCUGCUGACAAGCUUCUCAAGGCGGGCCAGCCCCUCAUUGAUUGGCAGCAUGCACGCGAGAGACCAAGGAAGAAGGCUAUGCCUCCUCCCCGGCCAUCAGAGCUUCUUCCCCUCCUAAAUCUCCUCAGCCGGACUCCACAUGCAGAUCUGAUAGGGGCAUCCAGGCAGGCUCUGGCGCAGUACACCACAUUCAGCGAGGCGUUCGAUAGCUUUCUGCUCAACUGGCCAGCCGUCAACAAGUGCCUCGACCCGCCGCUGGUUGUCUGCGAGGGGCCCACCCGCGCGCAAAUUCUGGCAGCCGUGAGCACGCAGCCUGCGCUCCUGAACGGGCAGCAGCCCGUCUUCCUGACCAAUGCUAACGGUGCUGCGUCGAGUGUCAUUUUGACGGGGUUCGCCAAUAGGGGUGAGGCCAACGCGGCCGUGUGGUCUUUGCGCUCGUUGUUCCGCCUUCCAGCAGCGGUUGGCGGGGCAAUGGGAGAUUCUGCCGACCCAGAUGCUCCAGACGCCUUGAUCUGGGUUAUGAACGUCGCUGGAAACAUUGGGUCUCACUAGUUAGCCCUACAGUCCGCAAGUGGGGCGUUGGGCUGCUCAGCUUUCACGGUUUCUCAAUCUUCUCAAAGAAUUCAGCUAGAUUUGGAGCUGCAGUCAGAGUCCUUCCAGUCAUGUUCAAGGUGUAGCGUCAUAGAGGCGGACUUGGCCGUGGCCAGCAUGUGCCCGUCAGAAGCAAGGCAUGCAGACUUGAUGAGCCAGAGGACGAAGAAGGCAACUUUCUUUGCCAAAAGUAAUCACGAGACGUCCGGCACGGCUUGGUUCUGGCUCGGCUGCUUGUCUGUUCUCCAUCAUCCACAUAAGGCUUUCCUUGCAUCACACA